Messenger RNA from Rotaria sp. Silwood1, 999 nucleotides. NCBI's taxonomy places the organism in Eukaryota, Metazoa, Rotifera, Eurotatoria, Philodinida, Philodinidae. The record is from the annotation of a GenBank genome assembly.
AUGCUUGCUCUUCAACAAAAGCCUGAAAUUGUUAGCAAUGAUGAAACUGAGAAAACUCUUGAUUCACUAUUUUUAACAUGCGCUCAAUUAGCUGCUUAUAUAACAACAAUUACGAAUACCACUGAUCGAACAAUAUUAAUAAUUGAUUGUGGUUCACCAUUACGGCAUACUGAAAGACGAGUUCAAGGUUCAUUUUUAUUAAAUGUUAAUGAUAAAAUAUCUCGAAAACGUUUGGCUACUCGUGGUUUAAAAAAUUUCUUAGAUAACAAUCAAUUAAAUCGUUUAAAUAGCAAUGAAAUCAUUAUUUUAUAUGAUGAUUCUAUUCGUCCAUCAUCAGCAUGUGCUAAUGCAUCAAUUCAAUCUCAACUUUCAUCGUCAAUGAAGUGUGUUUAUGACGAAAUAAAACGAUAUGAUGCAAAUAAAACAAUUUAUAUUCUUGAAUCACCAUUUGACGAAUUUUAUCAACAUUAUCCAUCGCUUUGCUAUAUUAGUACAUCAACAGACGAAGAUAUUUCAUCACCGGCAAUAUUAACAGCUGUACCAAUAGAUAUUGAUUCCUUUCAAUUAUCUGAAAUAAUACCUGGUCUUUAUCUUGGUAGUUCAAAUGAUGCUGAAAAUCUUCGUUUAUUACAAGCACAUCAAAUAGAUGUUAUAAUUAAUGUAUCAACGACAAUUCCAAAUUAUUUUGAAAAUGAAAAUAUAUUUGAAUAUCAUCGAUUACCAUGUCAUGAUUCAGCAAAUCAAAAUAUUCUUCAAUAUUUUGAAACAACAUUUGAAUUUAUUCAUAAAAGAUUAUCUAUGAACAAAAAAAUUCUUGUACAUUGUCAAGGUGGUGUUAGUCGUAGUCCAUCAUUUAUUAUUGGUUAUUUAAUGAAAUAUCAUGUAAAAACAUUUGACGAAGCUCAUCGUCUUGUAAAAACUAAACGAUCUAUAAUUAAUCCAAAUUUAAACUUUCUUGGACAAUUAAUGCAAUAUGAACAAUUGUCGAACAAAGCUUAA